This is a messenger RNA of Passer domesticus (house sparrow), 2061 nucleotides long. It is a transcript of the gene LMNB2, whose product is annotated as lamin B2. Gene Ontology annotation, biological process: nuclear pore localization; protein localization to nuclear envelope; heterochromatin formation. The transcript is spliced from 12 exons. NCBI's taxonomy places the organism in Eukaryota, Metazoa, Chordata, Aves, Passeriformes, Passeridae. Gene Ontology annotation, molecular function: structural constituent of cytoskeleton. Gene Ontology annotation, cellular component: nuclear envelope; nuclear lamina. Bases 37 to 1875 code for a protein of 612 amino acids. The record is from RefSeq and is a predicted model, not a curated record.
AUCUUAGCGCUCCCUCCCCUGGUGCGGCGGGAUUGAAUGAGUCGCUGCCCGCCCGCCCGCCAGCCCAGCGCCAUGUCAGGCACUCCGAGCCGCGGCACCCCCGGCGGGACCCCGCUGUCGCCGACCCGCAUCUCCCGGCUGCAGGAGAAGGAGGAACUGCGGCAGCUCAAUGACCGCCUGGCUGUUUACAUUGACCGUGUGCGGGCACUGGAGCUGGAGAACGACCGUCUGCUGCUGAAGAUAUCGGAGAAGGAGGAGGUCACCACCCGGGAGGUGAGUGGAAUCAAGAGUCUCUAUGAAUCUGAACUGGCUGAUGCUCGAAGAGUUCUGGAUGAAACUGCCAAAGAGAGGGCUAGAUUACAAAUUGAAAUAGGAAAACUGAGAGCAGAACUUGAGGAGUUCAAUAAAAGCUACAAGAAGAAAGAUGCAGAUUUGUCUGUGGCUCAGGGUCGUAUCAAGGAUCUGGAAGUUCUCUUCCAUAGAAGUGAGGCAGAACUCAAUACUGUCCUGAAUGAGAAACGCAGUCUGGAAGCAGAGGUGGCUGAUCUGCGUGCCCAGCUUGCUAAGGCUGAAGAUGGUCAUGCUGUGGCAAAGAAGCAGUUGGAGAAGGAGACACUCAUGCGUGUGGACCUGGAAAAUCGGUGCCAGAGUUUGCAAGAGGAUCUGGAUUUCAGGAAGAAUGUAUUUGAGGAGGAAAUAAGGGAAACAAGAAAACGACAUGAGCAUCGUUUGAUUGAGGUGGACACAAGCCGCCAACAGGAGUAUGAAUCCAAAAUGACUCAGGCUCUGGAAGAUCUGCGAAAUCAACAUGACGAACAAGUCAAACUGUAUAAGAUGGAGCUGGAGCAGACAUACCAGGCUAAGCUGGAGAAUGCCAAAUUGUCCUCUGACCAAAAUGACAAAGCUGCUGGUGCAGCUCGAGAGGAGCUGAAGGAGGCUCGCAUGAGGAUAGAAGCUCUCAGCUACCAGCUUUCUGGUCUUCAGAAACAGGCCAGUGCAGCAGAAGAUCGCAUUCGGGAACUGGAGGAAAUGAUGGCUGGAGAGCGGGAGAAGUUUAGGAAGAUGCUGGAUGCAAAGGAGAGGGAAAUGACAGACAUGAGGGACCAGAUGCAGCUUCAGCUUACGGAGUACCAAGAACUACUUGAUGUUAAAUUAGCACUGGACAUGGAGAUCAGUGCUUACCGAAAACUCCUGGAAGGAGAAGAGGAAAGGUUGAAGCUCUCUCCAAGUCCAUCCUCCCGUGUCACAGUCUCUCGGGCUACCUCCAGCAGCAGCAGCAGCAGCACUUCACUUGUUCGCUCUUCCCGAGGCAAGAGAAAACGUAUUGAAGCAGAGGAGCUUUCCGGCAGUGGAACCAGUGGGAUCGGCACUGGAAGUAUCAGUGGCAGCAGCAGUAGCAGUAGCUUUCAAAUGUCCCAGCAAGCUUCAGCUACAGGAAGUAUCAGCAUAGAAGAGAUAGACCUGGAGGGCAAGUAUGUUCAGCUUAAGAACAACUCAGAGAAGGAUCAGUCUUUGGGUAACUGGAGACUGAAAAGACAAAUUGGAGAUGGAGACGAAAUUGCUUACAAAUUUACUCCUAAGUAUGUCCUCAGAGCUGGGCAGACUGUUACAAUCUGGGGUGCAGAUGCGGGUGUAUCUCAUAGCCCCCCUUCUGUUCUCGUGUGGAAGAAUCAAGGCAGCUGGGGCACUGGUGGAAAUAUCCGCACUUACCUCGUCAACUCUGAAGGAGAGGAAGUUGCAGUGAGAAGCGUUACUAAAUCAGUAGUUGUGCGAGAGAAUGAAGAGGAAGAAGAUGAAGCCGAAUAUGGAGAGGAAGACCUUUUCAACCAACAGGGUGAUCCCAGAACAACCUCUAGAGGAUGCUCAGUGAUGUGAAGAAAGAAGAAAGAAACUAUUAUUUACGCUUUUCCCCCUUCAUUUAUUUCCUUUUAUUUUUGCUAUUUUUUCCUUCCAGAGCCACUGAAAACUAUUUUUAUAUGCAUCACCUGAUUUCUUUGACGUUUACUCCUUGGUACAUUUUUAUAAAAAAAUUCAAAAAAACUUUACUGAACAAAACUGCCA